Molecule: messenger RNA, 3361 nt
Organism: Purpureocillium takamizusanense
Lineage: Eukaryota; Fungi; Ascomycota; Sordariomycetes; Hypocreales; Ophiocordycipitaceae
Exons: 2
Coding region: 755-3178 (807 amino acids)
Source: RefSeq, a predicted model, not a curated record
GUUCCCGUGUGCUGCUGGCUGGCUGGCGACGGGGCAACGAGGCAAAAGCUUUGGCUGCGCGCAGACAGACAAGCAAGAGGUUAGGCAGGUUCCUUUCUUCUUCCUUGACCGCAACCGGAGAAUACGAUGCCCAACCAGAGGCAUCUUGUUGUCUUUCUUUCCCUCUCCUCUUCCACCGACUUUUCGUCCCUUUCAGUCCUCAACGCGUGGGUCCCUCAUCCCUUCCGUGCCAUCCAUCCAUCCAUCCGUUAUCGAGCCACCCUCCUCCUCCCUUGCUCUGCCUGCCCUUGACGUGGUGUGAGCCAGGCCGUCUUCACUCUACCGGUGCUGCACGUCUUACCUGGUCAUAUAUUAUCCUUGUGCCGCUGGGGCUGUGGGGAGCCAUUGAGCUUCUGUUCCUGCGCCGUGCCUCGACGCAUAUCUGUGCCUCGGCUUGGGCUCUUCUUUUCUUCUUUUUCUUCUUCUUCUUCUUCUUCUUCUUCUUCGUCUUAUCCUCCUCUCCUUCCACGGCUCCGCCAAAAGAGUCCACUGUGUGACAAGUGCUGGCAGGCCCCUCCCGCCCCUGGACUGGACCCCCCUUCACCUGACAGCGGUAACUAGUAGUCCUCGAUCCGGCCUUUUUUCCAUGGCCCAUUGCGCGUAAACAAACGAGCGCCAGUACGCCGCCGCCCCAAAGGCCAAGCAAGUUAGCCCCGAAUUUUCGCCCGCAAACGAAAAUCUGGGACCCUGCCCUCCCACUCGCCUCCCGCCCGCCAUGGCGCCAACAGCCACCGCUACCACCACCACUGCGAUACACAAUCAUCAUAUCGGCAGCGCGAGGCCACCUUUCGCACGCUCCUUGCGCAAGCCCGCGGGUUCAGCAUCCACGCCCGACCUGAACUCUCUCUACAUUUCCCAGUCGAGACUCGUACCCCCGGGCCUGGCCUUGUCGCGCAAGACGUCUCUCGCGGCCCUCACCCCUAGCUCGCUCGCCAGUAUUCCCGAUGUCAGCGAGAGCUACGCCCUCGAUUCGGUUUUGAGCGACGCAACGCGCAACAUGGUCCCACCGAGCCCGGGACGGCUCUCGGCCGAAGACCUCGCCGUCGGCGACGUGGUCGACGUGCCUGGCGGGAUGCACGGUGUCGUGCGCUUCAUCGGCGGCGUCCAAGGGAAGAAGGGUAUCUUUGCCGGCGUAGAGCUGCAUUCUGAUUUCGCGGCCCGGGGCAAGAACAGCGGCGAUGUGGACGGGAUUUCGUACUUCGCGACAGUGGCUCCCGGCGCCGGUAUCUUUGUGCCCCUCACCAAGACCGCUCGACGCGGCGUACCCACGAGCUCGUAUCCGGCAACGCCGAGUGCCAACGGGUUGAGGAACGGAGUUUCGGCGAUGUCCUUUACCCCUCCAACGCCGAGCCUGCCGAAAUUCAGCGCUUCCAUCGGCCCCGGAGUAAGGGCUGCCAGUCCUCAACUCAAGAAGCCUCGGACAUCACUGCCUCGGCCCGACUCUCCUGCUCGACGCACGCAGAUGACGCCAGGGCCCCGGCCGUCAAUAGGAACACCUGCCGCCAGAGUGCCUUCGCGAUAUGGGAGCCCGACGAACAAGUUUGCACAGAGUGUUCGCGGUACUACUGGAGAUCCUAGCAAAAGGUUGCCAGCCCUCGAAGUCAAGUCUAACAUUGGACCACGCAGCGCCUCUGCCCUUGGCUCCGUUCACGGACUCGACGACGAUGCGACACCGACCGGCUUGCAGCGAACCAAGACCAACGGCAGCUCCGGCUCCAUCUCCUCAUUCAACCUGAAACUGCAACGGCCAGCAUCGCGCGCAGCUGCAGCACAGGAGGAGGAGAUGGAGCGAUUGCGUUCGCAGCUCGAGGAUCGCGAGCGCCAACUCAGGGAUCAGUCCUCCACCCUCGCUGAGAUGGAGAGCAGUUUGACUGAACUGCAAGGCCUUAUUGAGAACCCAGAAGGACCGAGGCCUAGGCGCAAUAGCAUCGACGACAAGGACACGGCGCAGCUUCGACACAUGCUACGAGAGAAGAACGAAAAGAUCGCAAUCCUCACCGCAGAAUUUGAUGCGCAUCGCGCCGACUUUCGAAGUACCAUUGACACCCUCGAAAUGGCUAGCACGGAGACGGAAAGGGUGUACGAAAAACGAAUCGAGGAACUCAUGGCUGAGCUGCACGAGCUAGAAUCUAGGAAUCUGGACGUCGAUUCGGUGGCGAGCCAGCUGAAGCAGCUGGAGGAGCUCGUACAGGAGCUCGAAGAAGGCUUGGAAGACGCCCGUCGAGGCGAAGCCGAGGCUCGCGGAGAGGCCGAGUUCCUGCGAGGGGAGGUGGAGAGGACUCGGACUGAGCUGCGGCGUGAGCGCGACAAGGGCGGGCUCGGUGCCAGCACCAACGGGGAUGCCGCUGCCAUCUCAAAGGAGCUCGAGCAGAAGGAGGAUGAGAUCCGAGGUCUCAAGGCCAUCAUCCACUCCCUUAGUCGAGACUCCAUUCCAGGUGGCGACGAACAAGCACGGUCCAGCUCCCGCGACUCGGCCGAUCACAACAUCGCCCGAGAUAACUUGGAGCGCCAAAUUACGGAGUUGCAAAUGUUGCUACAGCAGAAGACUAUCAAGGAAGAGGAGCUGGAGCAAGAACUCGACAUGCUGCGUGGCGGUGCUGUCGCUCCGUCAAAUGCUAUGUCCAAUCAGCGGUCCUCGCUGAGGGAUUCACGGGACACAGUGAUCGCAGUCCGAGCACAUGAGCCGCGAUCCCCUCAAGCCACGCACAAGAGAGGCAACACGCUUGAUACGAUGCAUGAGAGCGACACCUAUUCGACGGCCACGGAGACUAGCACUCUCUGGUGCGAGAUUUGCGAAACGAGUGGCCAUGACAUCCUCACCUGCACCAACAUGUUCGAUCCCGAGGCUGCUAAGAGUGUGAGCAACUUCAAGCCUGACACGGGUAUUGUGCGGGAGGGGCUGAAGCCUCAAGCUUCUCUUGGCCGUGACGAUGCGCUCCCCGCGCCCCUCUCCCCCGUCAAACCCAAGACCCCGAGCCUGGCAACAACAACGCCGCCGGUCAAGAUCCUGCCCAACCCCAUGGAGUCAGGACCAGUCGCUGGAAAAGAGAGUGGUAUGAUGGAUCCUGAGAAGUGGUGCGCGGUGUGCGAGCGGGACGGCCAUGACAGCGUUGAUUGCCCAUUCGAGGACGCUUUUUAGGAGGGUCGCCCGCUCUCGGGGGCAGAGAGGUUAACGACAGGACGAGCUGUGCUCGGUGUAUGAUGGCGAGAUGAUGACGUCUGACGACGUAAAUUGCCUUGUGUGUUCCUUUGGGGUAUUGCUUGACUUGAACCAUUACUAGUGAUACCAUCAGAUACAUUCUCAUUCUUGAUCAAUGACCCG